AUGGCGGCUUCCUGUGUCCUCCUGCACACCGGGCAGAAGAUGCCCCUGAUUGGACUGGGCACCUGGAAGAGCGAUCCUGGCCAGGUAAAGGCUGCUGUUAAGUACGCCCUGAGUGUAGGCUACCGCCACAUUGACUGUGCUGCUAUCUAUGGCAAUGAGACGGAGAUUGGGGAGGCCUUGAAGGAGAAUGUGGGACCUGGCAAGGUGGUGCCUCGAGAGGAGGUGUUUGUGACUUCCAAGCUGUGGAACACUAAACACCACCCUGAGGAUGUGGAGCCUGCCCUCCGGAAGACACUGGCUGACCUCCAGCUGGAGUAUUUGGACCUAUACCUAAUGCACUGGCCUUAUGCCUUUGAGCGAGGAGACAACCCUUUCCCUAAGAAUGUUGAUGGGACUAUCCGCUAUGAUUCUACCCACUACAAGGAGACCUGGAAGGCUCUGGAGGCACUGGUGGAUAAGGGGCUGGUACGGGCACUGGGCCUGUCCAACUUCAGCAGUCGGCAGAUUGAUGACGUGCUCAGUGUGGCGUCUGUGCGCCCAGCUGUCUUGCAGGUGGAAUGCCACCCAUACCUGUCUCAGAAGGAGCUGAUUGCCCACUGCCAAGCACGUGGCCUGGAGGUGACUGCUUAUAGUCCUCUGGGCUCCUCUGAUCGUGCUUGGCGUGAUCCUAAUGAGCCUGUCCUACUGGAGGAGCCAGUGGUCCUGGCACUGGCCGAAAAGUAUGGCCGGUCUCCAGCUCAGAUCCUGCUCAGGUGGCAGGUCCAGCGGAAAGUGAUCUCCAUCCCCAAGAGUAUCACACCUUCACGUAUCCUUCAGAACAUCCAGGUGUUUGACUUCACCUUUAGCCCAGAAGAGAUGAAGCAGUUAGACACCCUGAAUAAAAAUUGGCGAUACAUUGUGCCCAUGAUCACUGUGGAUGGGAAGAGGGUCCCGAGAGAUGCAGGGCACCCUCUGUAUCCUUUUAAUGAUCCAUACUGAGACCACCACUCUGGGGUUUCCUUUCCAGCUCUCCAGCUACAAGGUC
Puma concolor (puma) is the source of this 1024-nucleotide messenger RNA. RefSeq names its product aldo-keto reductase family 1 member A1 (gene AKR1A1). The record is from RefSeq and is a predicted model, not a curated record. Gene Ontology annotation, biological process: aldehyde catabolic process. NCBI's taxonomy places the organism in Eukaryota, Metazoa, Chordata, Mammalia, Carnivora, Felidae. Gene Ontology annotation, molecular function: alcohol dehydrogenase (NADP+) activity.